Molecule: messenger RNA, 407 nt
Organism: Poecilia reticulata (guppy)
Lineage: Eukaryota; Metazoa; Chordata; Actinopteri; Cyprinodontiformes; Poeciliidae
Source: RefSeq, a predicted model, not a curated record
GCUCGGAUAGCGCGGUGUGGGCAUGGCAACCUUCCUGCGCUGUUUCCCAGUUUAGUUCUGGGUGUAGUACAGUUUUAGGUCUCGCUUCCGUUGAGGUUGUAGGCAGCUGUCAAAGGAAACAAAGUUGGAUUUUCUUAAACACCAACGACCGCCGCUAUGUCCAACAACAACGCCAGCAGCAACUUAGUGAUCGCCCAGAGAGCCGUGAAGCAGCUCCGGUUAGAGGCCAGUACCCGGAGGAUCAAGGUGUCCCAGGCUGCCACCGAGCUGAAAAACUUCUGCAUUCAGAAUGCCAACAAGGACCCGCUCCUCAUGGGGGUCCCGUCCAGCGAUAAUCCCUUCAGACCCCCAAAGUCCUGCUCACUGUUCUGAGGUAAGACGACUUUUAAGACAUUAAGUGGCGCUUU